Symbiodinium natans is the source of this 1323-nucleotide messenger RNA. The record is from the annotation of a GenBank genome assembly. NCBI's taxonomy places the organism in Eukaryota, Dinophyceae, Suessiales, Symbiodiniaceae.
AUGGUCAUGUUCAUGCAGGCCGGGUUUGCCCUUGUGGAGUCGGGUUGCUGCCGCGCCAAGAACGUUCAGAACAUCCUCCUCAAGAAUCUGACGGACGUUUGCAUCGGCACAAUCGGUUGGUGGAUUUCUGGCUGGGCCAUCGCUUAUGGUGGCCCUAUGAGCGACGAUGGCUUUCUGGAAAAUGGGUUCAUGGGCACUGAGCAAUGGUUUGGCGUUGGCUUCGUUAACUAUGCAGAGGACGGAAAGUUCGAACCCACUACCGGAAUGCUCAACUGGUUCUUCCAAUGGGCCUUCUGCUCAGCGGCAGCCACGAUUGUGAGCGGUGGAGUGGCCGAGCGCGUGAACUUUGGCGGCUACUGCCUCUUCUCGUUUACCAUGACGGCCUUCGUGUACCCGGUCAUCGUGGCGUGGACAUGGGGCUAUGGAUGGCUGGCAUCCAUCAAUCGAACAGGCUUCAUGGACUUUGCUGGCAGCGGCGUGGUGCACAUGACGGGCGGCAUCGGAGCCCUGAUGGGCGCCAUCAUCGCCGGGCCGCGCGCGGGACGCUUCCAGCAUCCUGAGGAGUUCGGCCCCCACAGUCUUCCCUUGAUCACCAUGGGCACGUUCAUCCUCUGGUUCGGCUGGUACGGCUUCAACUGCGGCUCCACCCUGGGUCUCAGCGAGAUCAAGGCAGGAUUCAUGGCUGCGCAGGUAGCCAUGAACACCACGAUCGCAGCCGCGACGGGAGGCCUGGUUGUCUUCGUGCUGCGUUUGGCCAUGACCAAGAAGUACGACAUCGGUGGCUUCUGCAACGGCAUCCUCGCGGGCCUUGUUUCCAUCACAGCGCCUUGUGGCAACGUGGAGUGCGGCAGCGCCUUUGCCAUCGCCAUCAUCGGAGGCCUGGUCUAUCAAGGAUCCUCGUCCUUGCUGAAGAAGUUGAGGGUGGAUGACCCCAUCGAUGCCUUUGCGGUGCAUGGCGCUUGCGGUGCGUGGGGUGUUCUGGCCGCUGCACUCUUCGACUGGGGGAAUGGCUUCGACUACCAUCACGGAUGGAGUGGCUUCGGGUGCGUGAUGGAGGACGGUGCCUGCGCCAAGGGAGCCGGAGGGGACGCCCUUGCGGCGAACCUACUCGAAGUGGUCAUGAUCGCGCUUUGGUCGGGUUUCUGGACCACCCUGAUCUUCUUGCCGCUCCGAUUCGGCGGCUUCCUUCGUGUGUCUGACGAAGACCAGGACGCAGGCCUUGAUGCGGUCAAGCAUUCACCGACCAAAGCCUACUGCCUCGACAUCAACUCCACGCAGGUCACCGGAAUUGCCGUUCAGAAGGUGCGCCCCGUUGGGAGCUGA